This is a messenger RNA of Pseudo-nitzschia multistriata, 2095 nucleotides long. Lineage: Eukaryota; Bacillariophyta; Bacillariophyceae; Bacillariales; Bacillariaceae. The record is from the annotation of a GenBank genome assembly.
CUAUUGCAGUGCUCACACCCCAUCAAUUUUGGAACUUGUCCCUAAGAUUCGGUGCAACAAUAAUAAAGAAAUAUCGUAGAAUCCCAAUUCCAAUUGAAUCCUUAUUCCGACACUACGCACGGUAUUCUUAACAUUGUGAUAAGUAAAUCAUAACGGUACCGAAGCAAUAACAUGGCUGCUAUGGUGCAAGACGAUAAUAUGGUACCGGAAGAAAGGGUGUCGUCUCCUAUCAAUAGCAGUGGCGAUGCCCAGCUUAUGGCACGGUUGUCAAUUGCAGAUGGUAGCGAAGGAAAAACGAAAUUGUCAUCGGCCUCGAACAUCAGCAGCAACAACAAUAAUGGUAGCAACAAUGUCCGCCGGAACUCGAAGCACACUGUCAACGAGGAGAUAAGUCCUUCCGAUUCGUUGAAAGCGCAGGCGCCUCAGGCAAGAGACAUCAAGUCCUCGGACUUGAUGCGCGGACCUCCUGCACGGACGUCGUCUGGAAAAAAACGAAGCAACAACCACAACAAACAGACCACCAACAGCAAGGCACAAGAAGCCAGCAAAGCUCUGCAUUCCUUGCAAGCAUCGGCAGCCAAUAAUGACCGAAUCAUCCGUGCCACGCCGAAGGGAUCGUCCGCUGGAGCCCAAACGAGGGCAUCUCCCCCAGAAGAAGAACCAUAUAUUGAAGAAGACGAAGAAAGCUCGGAAAUGUCUGCCUCGGACGAGGAUGGAUCGUGGAUUACCUGGUUCUGUAGUUUACGAGGAAACGAAUUUUUCUGUGAGGUCGACGAAGAUUAUAUUCAGGUGGGUUGUUAAUUUUUUAAUUGUCGGAUGGAUGCUGUGUGUGACUCGUUUUUGGAAGAUAUAGAACACGUUUUGGGAUAUUUCUUCUCUGCGAAGUGCUUGUGUGUUAUGUCUGUAUGAUGGCUUUUCAUGAUUGCAGCCUAAAAAGUCGUUUGUGUCCCAUUUUCAAUCAUUUUCAUAUUAGGACGACUUCAAUCUGACAGGUUUGAGUAGUCUUGUCCCUUAUUACGAGUAUGCUUUGGACAUGGUGUUAGACGUUGAAAUGCCCAUGGAAGAUUCGUUGACGGAAGAACAACAGGAAAUCGUAGAAUCGGCAGCCGAAAUGCUCUACGGACUCAUCCAUGCACGGUACGUGAGAUGAGAGUAUUGCAUCGUUUUUCUGAGAUGGAGCUGAAUGCGAAAGCAUAUAUCCGGAACAAUAUAUCUCAUGUUUAUUAUUUGAUUUGGAUCGAUUUGGUUGAUCGUUUGUAUAUUCAGGUACAUUGUCACCAAUCGAGGAAUGCAUGCCAUGUACGAAAAAUAUAGAACAGUAGCCUUUGGACGAUGUCCCAGUGUAUUUUGUCAGGGACAGCCCGUGCUUCCUGUUGGGCUCUCGGAUCUUCCGAGAAACUAUACGGUGAAUGUCUUUUGUCCUAGGUGCCACGGACUAUUUUUCCCGAAGAGCACGCGGCAGGCCAACAUCGAUGGUGCCUACUUUGGCACUACCUUUCCACAUCUAUAUCUCAUGACACAUCCGGUAAGUUGACAUAAAACAGCGGAUCAAGAAACAUUGUAAUUUUCUUUCCAACCAAUGUCUUCGAAACUAUCAGCUCAAUUCUAUUGUUUCCGUGUUCAUGCUUUCGACAGGAUAUGAUCCCGGCGAAACCGUCACAAACUUACGUUCCAAGGGUUUACGGGUUUAAAGUGAACGAGUCGAGCCUGUUUUACAAAAAUCACGAAGAAGGACCUCCGAAAAAGUCAAUAGAUGGUUCUGGGAGACAUAGCCGGCGUUCGAGUGGUAGAAGUCGUAGGAAAUAACACGGAGGCAAAGCCGGCGUUCGAGUUGUUGAAGUCGAAGGAAAUAAAAUACUCAAAUCAACGAGCUGAACAGAUUUCUUGCUCUGUUUCCUCCAGCAAGCGUUUUGAUAGCGUCGGAAUGCCUCGAUCCUAUACCGUACGUCCUGCUUUCUUGAGAAAUGUUGAUAGGCGACAGGAAUAGACCUUGGACAGAUUGGGUUAAAAGAAAUGCUAGGAGUUCUAAACAACAGAGGCGCAUCCAACCGGAUAAAGGUUGCCACUGACUCCUCUAGUGUUAAAUAUUUAGACU